Molecule: messenger RNA, 2002 nt
Organism: Asparagus officinalis (garden asparagus)
Lineage: Eukaryota; Viridiplantae; Streptophyta; Magnoliopsida; Asparagales; Asparagaceae
Exons: 5
Coding region: 191-1303 (370 amino acids)
Biological process (GO): base-excision repair
Molecular function (GO): DNA-3-methyladenine glycosylase activity
Source: RefSeq, a predicted model, not a curated record
AAUAAUAAUUCUUUGAUGCAAAUCACAGAAUUGUAAAGGAAAUUUAGGUUAUUUUACUCGGUUUCGGCAAUGCCGCACCGAUUCUUAGCUAAUUUUAGGGUUUCUCCGUUGUUUUUGAGCAGCUGACGUUUCUAGGGUUUUUUAUUUUUUGGAGCAUUUUGUGAUAUCUGGAGCCCUAGGCUUUCGAUCGAUGAACAUAGAACAAGAAUCUGAGGUCAGGCCGGUUCUUGGACCGGCCGGAAACAAGACGAGGUCGCCAUCUCUCGCUCUGAAGCCAGCUUCAAAGCAAUUGGAGAAGGAGGAGGAGGAGGAGGAGGAGGAGCCUUCACCGGUUCAAAAUUCGAGGCCAUUGGGUUCGUCCUUAGGCGCUCCUCCUUCGGCAGUGAGGAGGCAGGAGCUUCUGUUGCGUUCGAACUUGUCGUUGAAUGCUUCUUGCUCUUCGGAUGCAUCGACGGAUUCGUUCUGUAGUCGGGCUUCUACAGGAAAGUUUGCUCGGCCGAGGUCGGAUCGGAGGAGGCAGAGAGUUCUGAGGCCGGAGAAGAUCAUUCCGGAUGGCGAGGUGAAAGCUCCUCCUGAGCUUUCGCAGGGGAAGAGGAGGUGUGGUUGGGUCACACCCAACGCUGAUUCUCGUUAUGUUUUAUUCCAUGAUGAGGAAUGGGGUGUUCCUGUCCAUGAUGACAGGAGAUUAUUUGAGUUGCUUGUAUUAUCCGGUGCAUUAGCUGAGCUUACAUGGCCAGCAAUCCUCAGUAAAAGGCACAUAUUUAGGGAGGUUUUCUUGGACUUUGACCUAGUAGCCGUCUCCAAGUUGAAUGAGAAGAAGAUCAUAGCCAGUGGAAGCACUGCCAGAUCCCUAUUAUCAGAGCCAAAAUUACUCGCUAUUAUUGAGAAUGCCCACAAAAUACUAAAGAUUACAGAGGAGUUUGGAUCAUUUGAUAAUUACUGCUGGGGGUUUGUGAACCACAGGCCAAUCCCUAGCAGAUUCCGCUACCCUCGACAAGUCCCAGUCAAGACUCCAAAGGCAGACGUUAUCAGCAAAGACUUAAUAAAGAGGGGCUUCCGAAGCGUGGGCCCUACCGUCAUAUACACAUUCAUGCAGGCUGCAGGCUUAACGAAUGACCAUCUCAUUACCUGCUACCGUUUCGAUGAGUGCACAAAAAACAGCAACUGUAACAAAGAUGAAAAGAAGAGGGAUGAAAAUGUCAAAGAGAUUGUGCUAGAGGAGCUUGAUUUGGAACUGGCAAUGGCUGUAGGUGGACUGGGUCUCUCGUCCCAGCAACUGGGGAAGAAAAUGAAAUGCGUUUGAUUCUGUAUAAAGGUUUUACAUAUUCUUGUCAUCUGGCUUGUAUAUCCUUCCUUUUUUUAAUUAUUAUUAUUUUACAUCGCUAGCGAAAUUGAUUAGAGGUCCUCCAUGUGCCAGAAAGCAAUAUUGCUUAGCUGCAGCUUGCCGUUGAGUGAUAUAGUUUGGGUUUUAGUGACAGUUUGAUCUUAUAUCCAUCAGGUUACAGUCCAAAGUUUGAUUGUUGCCAGUAAAUAACUCAGCUGAUGCGGUACCAUUACUGAUUGAGAUUUUAGGUUUGCAAUGCAGCAAAUCCAGGUCCAGGACUUGGGACCAAGCUGCUGCAAUAAUCUCAUAUUCGUCGUAGGUACGUUCUACUCUUGGUACCAACCAAAUCAUAUCCAAUUUUGAUUACAUUAUGCCAACAUACAGGACGGGGAAAGAGAAGUUCAUAUUUUGCCAACCAAAGUUUUUUUUAAGUACUAGUAGAAAAGAUUGAUAUAUGAUGCUGAUAUUGGAUUAAUAAGCCUUAGCCAAGGAUAGAAUUACGAGAAUAAUCAGGUUGGGUACACAAAAACUCAAAACUAAUGUACAAACCACUACGCUGAUGCUCCGCCUCACUAGAAUGAAUCAUAUCAGAGAGCAUAAGGUAGGAAACAUAAGAAUCUAACAACCCAUCUUAUAAACUUUGAUACAUAUUAUCAUCAUAACUGGAAAAACUUCAGA